AUGAAAAAUGUGCAAUUGAUUGUUGAUGCGAAUCGCGAAGAUGAUGGCGGGCGCAAAUACCUUGUCAAGGUUUUUCGUAUAAGAGAGCCGACAAAGCGGAACCCUAAUCCCUGUCACUUUAGCGUCCUCGCAGAACUUCAACCUCCAACGUUACGAACCACCUUGUGCUUUCCAAAACCAAACUAUUCAACCCACAAAAUCUUCAAGGUAUGCCGCUCAGGCCAAUCAACGACGUCCAUGGCUAAUAAAUUCUUCUAGAUGUUCUCACGAGCUGCAAUCCGUGCCUCCUCCUCGACCUCGAUGGUCGCCCGUCGUGGCUUCCACUCCACUCGCGCGCAAAUGGGCUCCCCAUACCAUUACCCCGAGGGCCCACGAAGCAACAUCCCAUUCAACCCAUUGACCAAGUUCUUUGCCGUCAGAUACUGGACCUUUAUGGCUGUUGGAUUUGGUGAGUGCUGCAGAUGCCGAAGCUGGGCCAUUAGGCUAACCCAGGCACAGGUGCUCCAUUCGGUAUUGCAGUUUGGCAGACAAAGAAGAACCAGGGCUAGAAGGUCAUCCAAGAGUGUACAGCUAGGCAUUGUUUAUAGACUUGGGGAAUACGAUGGGGAUUUUCAAAAUAUCUUUUUUUGCAAAAGUGGUCUGAUUUGGUCAUUUCGCUGGCAUACGGAAACCCCAGGAAAAUGAAAAGAGACUCAUGAACCGACUUGCCCUUGAGAAUGCUCAACUUCUUCUUUAGUACGUCAUAUCAUAUUUGUGUAUUGCGGGGUAAUCAAGGCACAUCAAAGAUUUUGGAUAUAUGUUUGAGGGUCUAUCUAAAAAUGGCUCGCUUGGGUGGAGGUGUUAGUAUUUCAGACC
Molecule: messenger RNA, 855 nt
Organism: Hymenoscyphus albidus
Lineage: Eukaryota; Fungi; Ascomycota; Leotiomycetes; Helotiales; Helotiaceae
Source: the annotation of a GenBank genome assembly